Messenger RNA from Funneliformis caledonium, 636 nucleotides. Lineage: Eukaryota; Fungi; Glomeromycota; Glomeromycetes; Glomerales; Glomeraceae. The record is from the annotation of a GenBank genome assembly.
AUGAAACUCAAAUUUCGAGCUACGUAUGAUCCAAUGUUGGAUACUUUUAGAGUAGAAUUUUUAUUAGGAGGAUGUUUAUUAUUGGCUCUUAUCUUUAAUUAUGAUUUCACAUUUAUGGAGAUUUUAUGGACUUUUUCGAUUUAUCUUGAAUCAGUUGCAAUUCUUCCACAAUUAUUCAUGUUGAGUCGUACAGGAGAAGCUGAAACAAUUACUACACAUUACUUAUUUGCAUUAGGAGGAUACAGAUCGUUGUAUUUAUUGAAUUGGUUAUGGAGAUUUGUAUUUGAAGGUCAUGUUGAUUGGAUCGCAUGGGUCGCCGGUGCUAUCCAAACUGCUUUAUAUAGCGACUUCUUUUAUAUUUAUUACACAAAUAAGGGACAUGAACCUCCACCAGGAUUUGAUGCAGCUAUUGCUGAAAUUGAGAAAAAUGAUAGUAAAAGUAAUGAACGAGAACAUGAUCCGGAUGAUGCCCCUACUGUAAUUGAUAGUCAAGCUCCUGCUGCUUCUGAAUCCGCUCAUACUACUUCAGAAAUUUUCGAUCCAAAACAAAAUAAAUUUGUCGAGGAAAAUUUUAGUAAAAAUGAUGAAAAUGUUGAUCCCAUUACGAAAUUACCAAGUACACAAUCCGGCGGAUAA